UCUCCUCCCCUCGAGACAUAAUGCCAAAAAAGAUAAUAUUAAACUAAGAGGGUUCUUUGUACACUGCUUGCACUGCGGAAUCACACAGUUUCGCUUUAUAUGCUACUAACCCCGUCUUUCUCACGGAUCUUAUUCAUAUAUAAACUGUCUUCUUCUGCGCUUUGGUGAUCGGAAUUCCGGAAUUUGAAUCGCUGGUGACUUUUUUGGUUGAGUCAUAACCGUAGAGGAAAUGGGUGAGGAAGCGAAGCAGGAGCAAGUCAAGGCAGAGGUGCCUCAGCCAGAGGAGAAGAAAGAAGAAAAAACGGAGGAGAAGCCGGCUGAAGAAGGGAAAGAAGAGCAGCCGCCAAAGCCACCAUCUCCUUUUGUGUUGUGUGUGGAUUUGCAUUGUGUGGGAUGUGCUAAGAAGAUUGAGAGGUCCAUCAUGAAGAUUAGAGGAGUGGAGGGUGUUGUGACAGAUAUGUCUCAAAAUCAAGUGACUAUAAAGGGAAUUGUGGAACCUCAGGCAGUAUGCACCAAAAUUAUGAAGAAGACCAAAAGAAAGGCCAAAGUUUUGUCUCCAUUGCCUGCAGCUGAGGGUGAUCCUAUGCCUGAAGUUGUCACUUCUCAGGUUAGUGAAUUAACAACUGUGGAACUCAAUGUUGAUAUGCACUGCCAGGCCUGUGCUGAUCAACUCAAGAAAAAGAUUCUAAAAAUGAAAGGAGUGCAAACUGCUGUGACUGAGUAUAGCACUGGGAAAGUGAUGGUGACAGGAACCAUGGAUGCAAACAAGCUUGUGGAUUAUCUAUACAGACGCACCGGAAAGCAAGUCCGCAUUGUACCACAACCUGAGCCUGAACCCGAGAAGGAGGAGGCCAAGAAACCAGAGAAACCGGAAGAGAAGAAAGAGGAAAAACCAUCCCAAGAAGCUAAAAAAGAAGAAGGUGAUCAGAAAGGCGAAGAGAAGAAAGAAGAAAAGGAAGGACGGAAGAAGGAAGGAGAAGAGAGCAUUAACAGUGAGGAGGAAGGUAUUAACAAGAUGAUUUACUAUUACCAGCCGCUUUACGUGAUCGAGCAAAUGCCGCCUGCACCGCAGCUCUUCAGCGACGAAAAUCCCAAUGCGUGUUGCAUCUCGUAGUUUUAUACAUAUGAUCAGGCCUUUUUCUGACGCUAGUCCACUAUCGGUAAUGAUAAUUUUAGAGAGAAAUUCGGUGGACGGUGCACGGUACCCUUGAAUAUAUAGAUGAAAUUAAAUCUGUAGAUCCGAGCUGAGUAAUAAUGGGAUCAUUUAGAUAUUAAUAUAUAUAUAGAGAAAAGUCCAAAACAAUAACAAUGUCCCGUGAAAUCAAAGAUUAGAUUAUUAUUCCCGGAAAGUCGUCAGAUCCACACUUAUUAUAAAUUGGCAGCAUCCCAUUCCAUUUCCUCAAACAAAAGGCAUCCAAGAAGUAGAAAGGAGGAGAUCAUGAUAGCAGUGUCGAUAAUGGCGGAGCUAUUGGGGGAGUAUUCGGUGGCGCUGGCCAGGGUCACGGAGAGGCUGCUGGCGCUGAGGCGGGCCGGCCUUUCUUUUAGGGGUUCCUCU
Molecule: messenger RNA, 1555 nt
Organism: Rubroshorea leprosula
Lineage: Eukaryota; Viridiplantae; Streptophyta; Magnoliopsida; Malvales; Dipterocarpaceae
Source: the annotation of a GenBank genome assembly